Messenger RNA from Taeniopygia guttata (zebra finch), 4381 nucleotides. RefSeq names its product cilia and flagella associated protein 57 (gene CFAP57). Gene Ontology annotation, molecular function: protein binding. The record is from RefSeq and is a predicted model, not a curated record. NCBI's taxonomy places the organism in Eukaryota, Metazoa, Chordata, Aves, Passeriformes, Estrildidae.
GGGCCGCCGGGGCCGCGGUCACCACGGCGACAGCGGCGGCGGCGGCAUGGCGGGGGCGGCCGUGCGGCCCGUGGCCGUGUUCGGCUGCCGGCCGCGGGUGGCCGGCGGCGUCUGCUUCCUGGAGGAGCGGGUGGUGCUGCACGCCGCGGGGGCGGGCUGCCUGCGCCUGCACCUCGAGCACAAGUGGCACAACUUCAUCCCAGGCACGGAGAAGAGCCGGGGCGUGCAGGCGCUGGCCGUCAGCCCCGACCGGCGGUUCGUGGCGCUGUCGGAGGCGGCGGGGGAGCAGCCGGUGCUGGCGGUCUAUGAGCUGACGGCGGAGCGGGCGCGGCGCCGCAAGGUGCUGGCCGCCGAGGAGCUGCCGGCGCGGCAGGCCGUGUCCCUCGCCUUCUCCCCCGACUGCCGGCUCCUGGCGGCCGCCUCGGCCCCCCCCGAGGGCCACCUCAGCUGCUGGCUCUGGGAGAAGCAGCAGCUGUUGGCGGCCGUGCUCCUGCCGGCCGCGGGCGGCGGCCCCUGCCAGGUGAGCUUUAAUCCUCAAGACAACACCCAGGUUUGUAUCACUGGAAAUGGUUUUUUUAAACUUUUCAAGUACAGUGAAGGAUAUUUAAAGCAGAUGAAUUUACAAAGGGGACAGCCAGAAAACUACUUGUGCCACACCUGGCUGUCUAAGGAGGAAGUUAUAUGUGGCACUGACACAGGCAAACUUAGCUUGUUUGAAACUGGAGAGCUGCACUGGGAGAAAAGUUUGGAGUACAGAAAAACACCCAGGAAUCAAGAAGAAGAUACAACAGAAGAAUAUGAGAGUGGACUGGCCUUUGAAGAUAAUGAUUUACAACAGCAUUCUUUGCCUCAAAUAUCUGCAGUUGCAGCAUAUUCCAAAGGUUUUGCAUGUUCACCUAGCCCAGGAGUUGUUCUUCUGUUCGAGAAGACCGGUGAAAACGAGGUCUACGAGGAGAGGCAAGAAGUCUGGCUGCCUCAGGACCAGUUUAGCACUGAGCCAAAAAAGUCAAGCAGACAGGACAUUACAUGUAUAUGCUUCAGCCCUUCUGAGGAAAUAAUGGUCGUUAGCACAAAUAAAAAUCAGCUCUACAUGUUUACUAUGUUCUCCACCAAACUUAUAAGGGAGAAGAUAUCAUAUUUUGCAUAUAUGAAUUUCCCAUUGCAUUCUAAUUCAAUCACUGGUCUGGACAUGUGUAUUUGGAAACCCAUUCUUGCUACGUGUUCCCUGGAUAGAUCUGUCCGCAUCUGGAACUACAAGACAAAUACUUUGCAGCUGUGUAAGGAGUAUCAGGAGGAAGCAUACACAGUAUCACUUCAUCCCACUGGCCUUUUCUGUUUGAUUGGGUUUUCUGACAAACUACGAUUUGUAAGUCUCCUGUAUGAGGAUAUGCAUGUUUUGAAGGAGUUUGCUGUGAAAAAGUGUAGAGAGUGCUCAUUCAGUAAUGGAGGCCAUCUUUUUGCUGCAGUUUAUGGAAAUGUGAUUCAAAUUUAUUCCAGCAUCACCUUUGAGAAUGUUACUAAUCUGAAAGGACAUACUGGGGAGGUGCAUGCAAUUAAAUGGAGUGCUGAUGACACUAAAUUUGUCUCCUGUGACACACAUGGUGCUGUGUAUGAGUGGAAUUUGUCGACAGGUAAAAAGGAGUCAGAGUGUGUGCUCAAGACCUGCAUGUACAGCAGCAUUUCCCUGACUUAUGAUGCCAAAAUUAUCUUUGCUGUUGGAUCUGACCAAACUCUCAAAGAAAUUUCAGAGUCUUCGAUCCAGCAUGAGGUGCCUGCCUACGACGUUGUUUAUACGACUGUCGCUGUCUCUCGUUCCGGGCGUGUGAUAUUUGUUGGCACCUCCCUGGGGACAAUUCGAGCUAUGAAGUACCCAUUAACUCUGAAGAAGGAUUUCAGCGAGUACCAGGCCCAUGCAGGUGCUGUCACAAAGAUGACAAUAACAAGUGAUGACCAAUUUCUACUGACUGCCUCAGAGGAUGGCUGUGUAUUUAUCUGGAAAGUGUAUAAUAAAGAAGGUGGGGGAGUUAAAGGAGAGCAGGAACUUGAGUAUGCUGACGAAGUGUUGAUCAUGAGAUCAGAUAUAGACGAGAAGAGUCAGGCAAUACUAGACCUGCAGAUUUGUGUGAGAGAUCUAAAGACAGAAAGUGAUUACGAGCUACGUCUCAAGGACAUGUACUGUGAAGGAAAAAUUAAAGCAUUGGAAGAUAAUUUCGCUCAGGAAAUAGACUCCCUUAAAACUAAGCACCAGAUUUUACAGGAAGAGAAAGAAAAACAGCAGCUACAAUACGAGGUUCAACUGUCUGAGCUGAUGGAUAAACAGGCCAGGGAGGUGCAACGGCUAGAAUCUGACAGUAGUCAGAAACUCUCAAUGGAAAAUGAGAAAUACCAGGAGCUUCAGGUGAAAUCUCAGAAGAUGGAGGAGGAAUAUGAGAAACAAUUGCACAAGUUGGAGGAAAGCAAAAUCAGGGCUGUGGCAGAGCUAAAAGAACAUUAUGAGAAAAAACUUAAACAUAAAUCUGUUCUGCUGGAAGAGGCAAAGGAGAGUAUAAGGAAGCAGAUUGAAGCACAUGAAGAAAUGGAGAAACAAAUUUAUGAAGAUGGAGACAAAGAAAUCUUAGAACUCAAAGACAAGUAUGAGAAACAGCUCUUGGAAGAAAAGGAGUCCAACAUGCAACUGAAAGGAGAAAUAGGAGUCAUGAAUAAAAGGUUGAACAGCCUGCAGAAAGAGCUCAAGGACCGAAACAGGGAUAUUGAGGAAAUGAGACUGGAACAGCAGAAGCUGCAAGACAUCAUUAAAUCACUGGAAAAGGACAUCUUGGUACUAAAGACAGAUGUUAAAGAGAGAACUGAAACUAUUCUAGAGAAGGAAAAGCAUGUAUAUGAUCUAAAAAUGAAAAAUCAGGAACUGGAAAAUUUCAAGUUUGUACUGAGUUACAGAAUAGAGGAGUUUAAGAAGCAAAUAGAGUCACGUGAAAAUGAUAUUGAGACAAUGAAGAAACAGAUCAGUGAGAUGGAGGAGCAGCUGGAACAAUUCCGCAAGGAGAGCGUAGGGCUGAAGCUGACCAUCACACAACUGCAACAGAAACAGAAGGCAACUGCUGGUGAGGUGCACAGAGAGAUGGAAAAGAAACAAAAUAUGGAAACCCUCAUCAAACGAUUUAAGGCAGAUCUUCUUAAUUGUGUGAGAUUCAUUAACGAUUCCAAAAAAAUGAAAGCUGGUAUCCAUGAACUCUACACCAAGUAUGUGCAUCAGCCAGGCAUGGUGGAGGCUCAAGCAGAAGAUGCAGAUUUGCAGCAGCAGUACAAGAAACAGCAAGAGUAUAAUGAGAGGAAUUUGGCAGUUUUAAGGAAGAAGGGUAUGAAGGAUAAGGAAAUGCACCACACUGCUUACAUGCGUAUCAUGCAGGAAAAUAUGAGUCUGAUUAAGGAAAUUAAUGACUUGAGGCAAGAACUGAGGGUGGCCAACGCGCAGGUGCACGACCUCCAGUCAGCACUGAGAUUAAACAAGAACAAAAAGUCAAUUCAAGACACAGCUCCCUCCAGUGAACUUCUGUCCGGCCCAGCUGUCCUGAGGUUGAAUCCAGAGCUGGAAAGGGAAAAAAUCAUAGAAAUGCAACAGCUAGAAAUUCAGUAUCUGCGAGACCAAAUCCAGGAGAUGGAGCAAGCCCUGAACUGUCCAGGUUCAGUCUCUUUCAGUCCGAAAUCUUCCUGACCUGAAUCUGGAAGAAGCCACAAGACACAGCAAAACUGAUGUGGUUCAAGAAUGCCUCAUAUUAUUAUAUCCUCCUGGCAAGAUCAGAAAUGCAAGAGCAUAGAGCAGACUUACAUGAUCCUAUACUAUUCCACUAGGAGCAUUUAUGAAACAAUCAGUCCUCUAAGCACUUCUUCUACUUUCCUGAAAUCUGCCCUUUUUAUGAGACUUAGUAGCAAAAAGAAAAAAACUAAAUUCAUAUUAGUGUAAGACUAAUCUUUGUGCCUUCAUGCUAGGUACUCAUAUUUCACUUGAGAAUUAAUGUGUCCUAACUCAGAAGAGUUGGUCAACCUGUAAGCCUUUUCUGCUAGAAUUCUAAUUUGGUGUCAUUGUGCUGCAAAAUACAACAUCAGCCUUUUAUUUUCCAAUAUUAAAUUGCCUGUGUCCAUACAAAGGACUGCUGCUCUUAAGACCAAUGUCAUUGUUAUUCUAAGCAGGUAUCCAGUCACAGAUUAGCAAUCAAUUACCUUGUAAGGGCAACCUUUGACUCGAGCUAGAGUCUCUAGAGGCCUUGGCUUUCUGUCUAGAGAUGUGUUGCCUCAUCUGCUACAAUAAUUUCAUCAGGACAAAAAAGGCAGCCCAGUUUCAAAUUCCCAAAAUCUGGAAUAAAGUCCAAACCUUAUGUCAUAA